AUGUCUGGUUCAUUGUUAUUCACGGAUAACGACGACACAGAUAAUCUUGAUAUAUCUUCUAAUCCAAUACAUUCAUCAAGAGAACUUACAGAAGAAGAAAAACAAGACGAACAAGUCAAUAUAUGGUCUCGAUUAUCUCUGACAGAAAAUCAUUCAUUUUUUACAAUUAUUAAACGACUUUGUAUUUAUUGGCAUCGAAUUUUAUUAAAUAAAAUUCGUCUUAUAUUUACUCUUAUAUUUAUGUCAAUGCUCAAUAUUACAGCACGGAUCGCGUGUUUCACGCGUCGACAAGCACCAUCUUCAUCACCAUCCUCAUCAUCAGCUUCAUUUAAUUCUCUAGCGAUUUCAUCAUCAUCAUCAACUGGAACUCUUCAAGAAGAUUCCAACGAUUCAUCAACACCUCUCUUAUUUAUCGAUAAAACACAUAAACAACCUAUUCAUUUGCCAUCAUUACAAAAUUCAAAGAUGGCACAUAUGUUAGUUCAACAACAAACACAUCGGUCACCAAAUAUAAGUAUACAUCGAUCUGUAUCAUCACAAAAAGAUUCAACAUUACCAAUGUCACAUUCAGUAGAUGAUAGAUUGUUUUCAAAAGAUUCGUCAACACGAUUAUUACAUUUAUUAACACGAUUUGCAUCCGAUCCACAUAUGUCACAACAUAAUAUACAAUCUACAAAUACAAAUGGAUAUAUUAGUAAAUCUCCUGUAAUUUUUGCUUUGUCAUCACCGAUAUCUGAGCCGUGUCUAAAAUUAAAUGAAUCCGAUAAUCAUGAAAUACAUUUUUUAAGCUGUGAUAAAAUUCAACCGGUGUCUACCUCUAAAACAGAAGAUUUAGAAUGUGAUAAAAUAGAUAAUAUAAAAUUGACUACGAUUGAACCUUUAUCGGAACAAGUAACAGCAAUAAAUACUGAUUCGAAAAGUCAACAAUUAGAUGAAGAUAUUCAACUUGAUUCAAGUCCAACUAUAAAUGGUAAUGAUAUGAAUACUGAACGACAUUUUCGUAGACGAAAAAGACGUUCAUCAUUAACGAAAAAUUCCUUCUCACUUGAUGAUACAUCACCAACAAUCAAUCUAUUGGAUACAUUUAAUAUUAAUGAAUCGGAAUCACCAGAACUUAAACAAAAUGAUGAUAAACAAGAUGUGAAUAUUAUUGAAACAAAACCUUCUACAAAUGAGGAAAUCAAUGAGACAACUGUUACAGAGGAAUCGCCAACUUCAGUUAGUCGAUAUCGAGGAAGAAGAUUAAGACAUCGAUUUUAUCGUCAGUCAGCUUCAGCUUCAUCACCACAAGAGGUUUCUCCUACUAGUCCACCUGAUUUUUAUCUAGCUAAUGAAGCAUUAAAUAUUGAAACAACUAGAACUUAUUCACCAUCUCAAUCAUCACCAAUAACUAUAUCACCACUUGCAUCAUCUAUUUCUCCAACCUUAACAAUAGUUUCACAUAAUAAAGUAACUCCAAAUGGAUCAACCGGUGGUCUUAAACGUACGAAUUCAAUAGGAACAACAAAAAAAAAUGUUCGUUUUGCUGAUACUGUUGGUCGUGAAUUAACACAAGUGCAAUAUAUCAAUUCGAAAUUACAUGAUGAAACAAAAGAAUUCUCAUUUUUACUAGGCUCAUCAUUAUUAUCAUCAUCACCACCAUCAUUUACAAAAAAUAAUCUUUAUAUACCAAAUACAUCACGUUUAGAACAUAAACCAUGGUCAUUUGAUGUUGCCUUAGCACCAAAAUUAUCAAUGAAAGAAACAUCAUUUCCAAAAAGAUUCUUUUGUUUAUAUCGUCAACCAAAUUCUGAACAUCCAGAUAUUUAUCUACAUGAAAUAUGGAAAUCUCAAAUAAAAUUAGAAUAUGCUGAUAUACCUUUAAAGUGCUCAUUAUCCGGUAUACAACAACUUAUGGGUACAUUAUGGGUAACAAAUGCUAGUUAUUGGAAAAAUGUAACUAUUAAAUAUACAUUUAAUCGUUGGUUAAAUACAUAUGAACGUGAAGCUCAACAUCGUUGUCAUUCGAAUGAUUAUCGUAAUAUAGAUCAAUUUGAAUUUUUUAUUGAUAUACCUGAAGAUGUUGAUCGAAUUGAUUUUGUUUUACGUUAUUGUGUUAAUGGACAAGAACAUUGGGAUAAUAAUGAAGGAAAAAAUUAUACUUUACAAACAGAAGCUGCUUAUACACCUUCAACAAUAAUUUCAUUGCCACAUGAUUGUGAUUUUAAUGAAAUGAGAUUUUAUUGA
This is a messenger RNA of Adineta steineri, 2226 nucleotides long. Lineage: Eukaryota; Metazoa; Rotifera; Eurotatoria; Adinetida; Adinetidae. The record is from the annotation of a GenBank genome assembly.